Fusarium vanettenii 77-13-4 is the source of this 945-nucleotide messenger RNA. RefSeq lists its product as uncharacterized. The coding region runs from base 1 to 945 and encodes 314 amino acids. The transcript is spliced from 2 exons. NCBI's taxonomy places the organism in Eukaryota, Fungi, Ascomycota, Sordariomycetes, Hypocreales, Nectriaceae. The record is from RefSeq and is a predicted model, not a curated record.
AUGACUUCAAAGUACGUCACCGCACACGAGAAUCCGAACGGUCCUGGCGAUGCACGCCCUACUGCCUCUCAAAUCAUUACCGACUAUGACUUGGAAGGGAAACUGACCGGAAAGAUUGUCCUCAUUACUGGCUGCUCGUCAGGAGUAGGGGUUGAGACAGUACGUGCAAUUCAUUGUACUGGUGCAACAAUUUAUGCGACUGCUCGCGACGUCGACAAGGCCAAGGGGGCACUGCAUGAUUUGGUCGACAGUCCCCACUCGGUGCGUACUUGCGCAGAGAACUUCAAGUCCAAGAGCACACAGUCGGAUAUCCUUAUCGAGAAUGCUGGCGUCAUGGCGACUCCGGAAGGCCGCACCGCGGAUGGAUUCGAGACACAGUUCGGCACCAAUCAUCUAGGGCAUUUCCUCCUCUUCUACCUGCUCAAGGAUACCUUACUUCGCUCAUCGACACCCAAUUUCAACUCCCGGGUUAUAAUUCUUUCAUCCUGUGCCCACCAGGCUGGUUCCGUUCAUUUCGGCAAUCUCAAUCUGGAGGGUGAAUACGAGCCAUGGAAGGCGUACGGCCAGAGCAAGACGGCCAACUUGUGGACGGCACGGGAAAUCGAGAAACGAUUUGGGGCCCAUGGCCUGCACGCGUGGGCUGUCCACCCUGGCAGCAUCCGCACUGAGCUGCAACGCCAUGUUUCCGAGGAGGUCAAGCAGGUUUGGGCGGCUGAUGCAGAACUGGCCAAGACUUGGAAGAGCAUUGAACAGGGAGCUGCAACAACCGUCCUAGCGGCUGUUUCACCUGAACUUGAGGGUAAGGGUGGCUCGUAUUUGGAGGAUACCCAGGUAGCUAAGCUGCCAGGUACAGGCCGCGCAGGCUAUGCCGAUUGGGCUUACGAUGAAGAGGGUCCGGGAAAAUUAUGGGAAAAGAGUAUCAACAUCUUGAAGCUGGAAGAUUAG